UGACGUCCACGCGCACACGCUGGGGCUGCAGAAGCCAUCUUUGACAGCUGCUGCCAUCUUUGACAACUGCCGCGUAGGGGGCCCCCACGGAGGACUCCAGGUCUCAUCAGGUGUCCAAGUUUGAGGUGACGUGCCCUCCUCGCCUGCCUUCCUAUCUGCACGCUGAGUGCGGUCCCUGACCUCCGUCAUCAUGCCUCGGAAGCACAAAACCAAGCAUCAUGCCCACGGGAAACGCCACCAGGUCCAGGGGAAAGCUCAGGAGCCCCAGGCCAGUGCUGCUGCAGCCCCAGGAGAGGAGCGCCCCUCCUCCCCCUCUUCUUCUGUCCCUCAGGGUUCUCCCCCGAGCUCCCCUGCUGCUGGCGAUCCCCAGGAGCUUCAGGGAGCCAUGGCCCCUAGCUCUCCUGAUGCAGGGCCUUCCUGCGCAGCAUCUGAUGAAGGUGCCCAGGGCCCAGAGGAGGAAAGUGCAGAUGCCGCCCAGUCAGCCCUGGUCGUUCGGAGCUUUCGCAGAGAUCCUCUGAACAGGAAGGCCAGCAUGCUGGUGGAGUUCCUGCUGGAGAAGUACAACAAGAAGGAGCCCAUCGCGCAGAUCGCCCUGAUGAAGAUCAUCAGCAGCAAGUACAAGGAGCACUUCCCUGAGAUCCUGAGGAGAGCCUCUGAGCGCCUGGAGCUGGUGUUUGGCCUGGAGCUGAAGGAAGUCGACUGCAGCAGGAACAUCUACGCCCUCACCAACAAGUUCAGUCUCGGGGUUGAGGAAGGGUCACGUGGUGAGCGGGGGAUGCCCAAGUCUGGUCUCCUCAUGGCGAUCCUGGGCAUCAUCUUUACGAAGGGUAACUGUGCCACCGAGGAGGAGGUCUGGGAUUUCCUCAAUCUGUUGGGGAUCUAUGCUGGGAGGAAUCACUCCAUCUUUGGGGAGCCCAGAAAGCUCAUCACCAAAGAUCUGGUGGAGAAGGGGUACCUAAACUACCACCGGGUGCCCAAAAGUGAUCCUCCGAGCUAUGUGUUCCUGUGGGGCCCGAGAGCUCAUGCUGAGACCACUAAGAUGAAGGUGUUGGAAGUUAUGGCCAAGAUUCAGGAUACGGUCCCGAGUUCCUUCCCAGACCUCUUUCACGAGGCUCUGAGAGAUCAGGUGGAGAGAGCAGGGCUGAGAGGCGUUGCCAUUCCUCCAGCUACGGCUGAGGCCAGUGCCCCUUCCAGGGCCAAGUCCUGCAGCUCCUCCCACAUCUAGCGAGGGGGGCAGGGCACUUUGUUCCCUUUGUGUUGGAAGAGAACAGUCCACCUCUUCGAUAGUGCAGGGUAAUAUGGGUGGAGGGAACAAAACCCAUAUAUUGUUCACAGUUCUAAGUAGUAUGGGAGUUUAGGUGCAGUUUAAACAAAAUGUGUAUGUUUUCCUUUUAUCCAUACGAAUAAUAUCUAGGCAAAAGUAGAUUAUCUAGGUAGGUAGGUAGAGGUGUUUUAUAUUUUUAAAUGUUACUACUCUUCACAAGUUUUACUGUGCUACAGAAUCUAGGUUUAUUAAUGUCAUGGAUGUCAUGUUUAGUGCUGUUAGGUUUAUGAUUACGAGUUUGUUAUUUGUAAACAACUUGAAAAGACUUCAGUAUUUUCCUGGUGGUCCAGAACGAGGCAACAUAACGUUGCAAUAGAAUUUUACUUGAAAAUGUGUAAGAAUCCUAGAGAUAAAUACUUGGGAUCACAAAGCUUUUAGAGUAAACGCUGGUUUAUUCUUCGUUUGUCUUCUCUGUCCUCUUUCCUAGUAAGAGUUAAUACCUUGGACUUAGAUUUGCUUAGCUUACUCAAACUGUAUGACACUUAAAUGAUAAUAAAAUAGAGUCUUUGCUCAUCA
This is a messenger RNA of Odocoileus virginianus texanus, 1840 nucleotides long. The record is from RefSeq and is a predicted model, not a curated record. Lineage: Eukaryota; Metazoa; Chordata; Mammalia; Artiodactyla; Cervidae.